AUGGCCUGGGGCUUUCGUCGGAAAGAGACGGUGGAUGACUAUAUUGGCAUCCUCAUCCCGCUGGACAAAGCACAUCUCUACAGUCACUCUGCAAAACAUGGCAAGUUAAACUACGAGCAUGUCAACGACACAGACAUGGAGGAGCUUCUGGACGAUGUGGAGAUGCAGGAACGGCAAGGCGAGGAUGAGCAUGAGCAUGAGACUGAGAACGAGACGAGGGGGAUGUUGCAGACGAGAGAUUUCGAAUACAGUAUCAAAGGCUUGAGGGCAGAGACGCGUCGAGGGCAGGGCUCGGGACGCAACGGGUCGUGGACGCCUUACGAGAUCAAGUCAAAAUUGAUCAACAAGGCGAUACAGGACAUUGGGAUGGGGCGAUACAACUGGCAGCUAUUCUUUGUCUGUGGUUUCGGCUGGUUCGCCGACAACCUGUGGUUGCAGGGCGCAUCUCUAACACUGCCCUCGCUGUCGGCUAGAUUCGACAUUGGCGAGAAGGAGGUGCGAUAUACCACGAGCGCCCUGUUCUUGGGCCUAUCGUUGGGCAGUUCCGUUUGGGGAAUCGGCUCGGACUACACGGGGCGGCGCAUCCCCUUCAACACCACGCUCCUUAUCGCUGCUAUCUUCGGCAUGGCCUCGGCAUUCAACCAGAGCUGGGGCGGUGUCUGCUUCACCUACGCCGCGCUCGGGUCCGGGGUGGGCGGCAGUCUGCCGGUAGACGGCGCAUUGUUUCUCGAGUUCCUGCCCGACGCGAAUAGCUCGCUUCUGACCAUGCUGUCGGUGUGGUGGCCCGUCGGGCAGCUCGUCUCGUCGCUCAUUGCCUGGUACACCAUGGCCAACUGGCCAGUCGACGAGGGCUGGCGCCUCUUCAUGGCUACGAUUGGCAUCAUGACCUUUGCCAUGUUCGCCGUCCGCUUCUUCAUCUUCCGUCUGCUCGAGUCACCCAAGUUCCUGCUGAACCAAGGUCGCCAGGACGAGGCUGUGGCGGUCGUCCAUGCCAUCGCCUACCGCAAUGGCACCAAGACGUGGCUGACAUCCGAGAUCCUCGACGAGGUUGCCGGUACAGACGACACAAGUGCGGACCGACACCGACCGCAGCCGACAGGAGGGCUCAAGCAGAAGCUGUCCAAGUUCUCGGGAGACAAAAUGAACCAGCUUUUCAAGGAACCAAAGCUGCGCCUGGCGACAAUCCUCAUAUGGACUGCCUGGGCUGCCAUUGGCAUGGGCUACCCACUCUUCGCUGCCUUUCUGCCCCAGUACUUCUCCAAGUAUAGCAACGCGGACGUCCAGUCCGAGACUUCUAGUAUCUCGGGGGAGACCUAUCGCAACUACGCCAUCACGUCGAUCUGCGGAGUUCCUGGCAGCAUCCUCGCCACGUGGCUCGUCGAACAGAACUCGCGCUUCCUCGGGCGCAAAGGCACGCUCGCCUGCUCGACCCUCCUCUCGGCUGUCUUCCAGCUCGCGUUUGUCAUCUGGGGCACGUCGUCGACGCGCCAACUCAUCUUCUCGUGCGUGGGUGCCUUUACGCAGAACAUCAUGUAUGGUGUGCUGUACGCGUACACGCCCGAGAUCUUCCCCGCCCCCGUCCGCGGCGCCGGCACGGGCGUGGCGAGCUUCCUGAAUAGGAUCACCGGCCUGUUUGCCCCUGUCCUCGCGGCGAACCUGCCUGGUGAUGCGGCCGAGGGGCCCAUCUACGCGUCUGCUCUCCUCAUCGCGAUAGCUUUCGUGAGCAUGUGCUUUAUUCCGAUUGAGACGCGCGGGGCCCAGAGGCUCUAA
Emericellopsis cladophorae is the source of this 1770-nucleotide messenger RNA. RefSeq names its product putative MFS-type transporter-like protein. Lineage: Eukaryota; Fungi; Ascomycota; Sordariomycetes; Hypocreales; Bionectriaceae. The transcript has 3 exons. Gene Ontology annotation, molecular function: transmembrane transporter activity. Bases 1 to 1770 code for a protein of 589 amino acids. Gene Ontology annotation, biological process: transmembrane transport. Gene Ontology annotation, cellular component: membrane. The record is from RefSeq and is a predicted model, not a curated record.